Oenanthe melanoleuca is the source of this 2076-nucleotide messenger RNA. RefSeq names its product all-trans-retinol 13,14-reductase-like. The record is from RefSeq and is a predicted model, not a curated record. NCBI's taxonomy places the organism in Eukaryota, Metazoa, Chordata, Aves, Passeriformes, Muscicapidae. Gene Ontology annotation, molecular function: oxidoreductase activity. Bases 1 to 2076 code for a protein of 691 amino acids. The transcript is spliced from 11 exons.
AUGUGGCCGCUGCUGCUGCUGCCGGUGGCCGUGGCCGUGCUGGCCGUGGCCCGCGUGGCCCAUCGGCUGCUGGCCCCGUCCCGCAGCCCCUUCGCGGGGCCGCCCCCGGAGCCGCCGCGGCCGCUGGUGACGGACCAGAGAGCCCGGGACAGGGUGCUGAGGCGGGUGUCGCUCUGUCCGUCUGUCCGCCCGCCCCGCGGCUGUGCAGCUGUCGCUGUCGCUGUCCCAGGGUUCAGCGCCCGGCGCGUGCCGGCCCAGCUGGACGCCGUGGUCAUCGGCAGCGGCGUGGGCGGCCUGGCGGCGGCGGCCGCGCUGGCCAGGGCGGGCCGGAGGGUGCUGGUGCUGGAGCAGCACGACCAGGCCGGGGGGUGCUGCCACACCUUCCGGCAGCACGGCGUGGAGUUCGACGUGGGCAUCCACUACGUGGGGCAGCUGCACGAGGGGAGCCUCCUGCGGGUGGCGCUGGACCAGGUGACAGACGGGCAGCUGUGCUGGCACCGCCUGCCCGACCCCUACGACGAGGUGACACUGGGACCCCGGCGCUACGUGCUGCGCUCCGGCAAGGUGGCCUUUGUCACCGCGCUGGAGGAGCAGUUCCCCGCGGAGAAAGCGGCCAUCAGGGAGUUCAUGAAACUCUCCAAGGUGGCCUCGCGGCACGCGGCGCUGCUGGCCCUGCUGAAGCUGUCGCCGCGCUGGCUUGUCGCCCUCCUGCUGCGCUCGGGGCUCCUGCCGCGCCUGUCGCCCGUGUUCCGCAUGGCCACCACCAGCCACAGCCAGGCCGCCGCCCGCCUCACCUCCGACCCCGACCUGCGCGCCCUCUUCGGAUACCUCUUCUACGGCACGGCCCCGCGGGACUCGAGCUUCCUGGUGAACGUGCUGAUGGUUCACCACUACCAGCGCGGGGCCUGGUACCCGCGGGGGGGGGCGAGCGAGAUCGCGUUCCACGCCGUGCCCGUCAUCGAGCGCGCGGGGGGCGCCGUGCUCGUGCGCGCCCCCGUCACGCGCGUGCUCGUCAGCGCCACCGGCACCGCCCUGGGUGUCGCGGUGCGGGUGGGCCCCGGGAACGAGGAGCUGCAGAUCCGCGCCCCCCUCGUCAUCUCCGACGCCGGCGUGUUCAACACCUUCGAGAAGCUUCUGCCGCCUCACGUCCGCAGCCACCCCGGUGUCCGCUCCCGCCUGGCCGUGCUCCGGCCGGGCAUGGGCUCCUUCCUGGUGUUCGUGGGGCUGCGGGGCAGCGCGGCCGAGCUGGGGCUGCCCCCCACCAACUUCUGGAUCUACCCCCACAACGACCUGGAUGCCAUGAUGACCCGGUACGCCGCCCUGAGCCGCGAUGAGGUCCCCGAGAACUUGGCCAUGAUGUUCGUCACCUUCCCCGCCGCCAAGGACCCCACGUACGAGCAGCGACACCCAGGCAGGUCCUGCAUGACCAUCCUGACCAUGGCGCGCUACGAGUGGUUCGAGGAGUGGGCCGGGAGCCGCCCCCGGCAGCGCGGCCCCGACUACGAGCGCUACAAGACGGACAUCGCCCAGCGGCUGCUGGAGCGGGCGCUGCUGCGCUUCCCGCACCUGCGCGACAAGGUGGCGUUCGUGGAGGCGGCGACGCCGCUGAGCAACCAGCACUACCUGGGGGCGGCGCGGGGGGCGAUGUACGGCACCGAGCACGACCUGCGCCGCUUCAGCCCCGCCGCGGUGGCGGCCCUGAGGCCCGACACGCCCGUCAGGAACCUCUACCUGACCGGUGAGUCCCGUGUCCCCGCGUCCCCGUGUCCCCGCUGCCAGCGCCGGGCUCUGCGCUGUCCCCGCGCUCGCCCUGCAGCGGCUGCUUGUGGCCACAUCCCCGGCGGGGGUGGCUCUGUCGCUCCCCGGGGUGGCUCUGUCUCUCCCCGGGGUGGCUCUGUCGCGCCCUGGGGUGGCUCUGUCUCUCCCCGGGGGCAGGACGUGUUCUCCUGCGGGCUGGCGGGGGCCGUGCACGGGGGGCUGCUCUGCGCCUCGGCCAUCCUGGGCCGCCUGCUCUACCUGGACCUGCUGCUCCUCAAGAGGAAAAUCAAGCGGCGGCAGGGCCGGCACACGGCGUGA